Hibiscus syriacus is the source of this 477-nucleotide messenger RNA. RefSeq lists its product as uncharacterized. The coding region runs from base 1 to 477 and encodes 158 amino acids. The transcript has 3 exons. Lineage: Eukaryota; Viridiplantae; Streptophyta; Magnoliopsida; Malvales; Malvaceae. The record is from RefSeq and is a predicted model, not a curated record.
AUGGUAACCAAUGAAGAUAAUGAGCUAUUGCCUAUGCGCACUAUCACUGGUUGGAAGAUAUCCAUGGAUUAUCGUAAGCUCAACAAUGCUACAAAGAAAUACCAUUUUUCUCUACUCUUCAUCAAUAAAAUAUUGGAUCAAUUGGAAGGCAAAGCAAUCUAUUGCUUUUCAGAUGGGAUGAUGCCUUUUAGACUCUGUAAUGUCCCCAAUAACUUUUCAGCAUUGCAUCCAAAUCAUCUUUUUGACAUGGUUGAGGACUUUCUUGAGAUAUUCAUGGAUGAUUUCUCUGUUUCUGGAUAUAACUUAGAGUUAUGCCUUGGUUUCCCUAAUGAAAUUCUACCAGCAUUUGUCGAUACUGAGGCAACCCCUGAGCCUGAUGAUGUCGAUCUUGCUGAUGCUGAGCCCGUGCCAGACCCUCAACCCAGCCCCCAUCUCAUGGUGUUCCUGAUAAGCCGUCUCAUUCAGCCCCUAGUCUAG